Rhagoletis zephyria (snowberry fruit fly) is the source of this 672-nucleotide messenger RNA. The record is from RefSeq and is a predicted model, not a curated record. NCBI's taxonomy places the organism in Eukaryota, Metazoa, Arthropoda, Insecta, Diptera, Tephritidae.
AUGUUUGAUGAGGAUUGGCGCGCUCUUGGUGCUCUCUUGCGUAAAGAGCAAGUAGAAGAGGAGUGGGGGGGGCAAGAUCUUGCAAGACUGCCAGCUUAUCUUUCCACUGCCGCCAAAGUUCGCUCCAUAGUGGUUGUUGGUGUGAAAGCGCUCAAUGUACUCAGCCAGCCUCAGGCGGAACCGGAACUGCCGAACCGCGGGCGACUUGACAAAGAGGCCAAUCAACCGCUUGGCCGGCCGGUGGAACUGCUCGCUCAGGCCGAUGGCGGCGAUGAAGGAGAAGACGACGAAGAAGACCUGGUGGAUGACGAAGAUCACCACCAGGACCCGAUAAUUUCCGGUGACCUGGCCGAAGAGCAUCAGCAUGGUGAAGAUGGCAUUGAUGGGCAGGGUGAGCGAGGUGAAGAGGAAGAAGACGAAGCCGUAGACGGCGUUGGUGUCGGCCAUCCACCGCAGCGAGGUGACGCACUCCGCCUCGAAGUAGGCGAAACGCCGGCGGCUGAAGGUGAAGCAGUUCUGGGCGGCCAGGUAGGCUUCGAAGUGGCGGAAACGAAGAUAGGAGAUGGCAAAGAGGAGCAGACUGAAGGUGCCUACGAGGAUCAGCGUGGAGAGGACGGUGCUGGCGUUGGCCAGCGUCGACAGGAAGCAAAUGCAGAGUUGAAAAUAUUGUAA